Molecule: messenger RNA, 1786 nt
Organism: Saccostrea echinata
Lineage: Eukaryota; Metazoa; Mollusca; Bivalvia; Ostreida; Ostreidae
Product: E3 ubiquitin-protein ligase TRIM36-like
Exons: 2
Coding region: 68-1786 (572 amino acids)
Biological process (GO): positive regulation of DNA-templated transcription
Cellular component (GO): chromatin; nucleoplasm
Molecular function (GO): ubiquitin-protein transferase activity; zinc ion binding
Source: RefSeq, a predicted model, not a curated record
ACAACCUUGUGAGGACGAUCCAAAGUCUUUGAUACAACAACAUUCAGUUCUUGGAAUUCAUAGCAUUAUGGCAGAAUCCAAACCAAGAAUACCAGGCACAGCCCAGCACUUUUUAGAGUGUGGCAUUAAAGACUGUGAAAGAAACUGUGAAUUUUACUGCAAUCCUUGCCACCAACAGAUGUGUAAACAAUGUAGAGAUGAACAUUUGAGAAGUCCAGAAACAAAAAGCCAUGAGGUGGUUCUAUACCAACAAUGGAAACGACAACUUCCUGUAAAGAAAUGCAAGAUCCACCCCACCAAGGAUAUAGAUCUUCUUUGUGAAGAAUGUAAAAUUCCUUUAUGUUCCAAGUGUGCUGCCACUCAAGAACACAAAGGUCAUACCUUCACUGAUUUAGAGACUAUUUACGAGGAUAAAUUCUCUCUCUGUCUAAAAGAAAUUGCCAAAACGCGAGAGUAUUUUCUGCCAACAUCACAAGACAUACAAAAAAACAUUGAAGAAGAUGCCACAGAAAUCAAAAAGAUCAUGAACAACUUAAGAACCUCCAUGAAGGCUGAAGCAGAGUCUCUUAAAAGUCUGGUGGAUGAAGUGGUCUCUGAGAACAUGAAGCAGCUAGACCAAAUAGAGUACUCACUGCUAGAUGAUUUAAAAAACCAAGAUAAGGCAUUCAGUGAUUACAUUGCCUACCUCAAUAACCUAAUUAAGGAGUUUCAGGAAUUCCUCUCCUCACCAGAUCCCACAAAAUUAACUUUGACACUCUCUUUGGUGGGUAUGGAAAUCCGACCAAUACCAGAGACGACAAAACCAGUAUCACCAGUAUUUACUGCCGGUCAAUACAGAAAAGAUGAUGUUGUUAAAUUACUGGGUAAAAUAAGUUCUCCAGAGAUAAAACCAGAAACAAGAAAAAUAAAACCAAUGGAAAUCCCAUCUCUCCUAACACCAAAGACAUCUACAAGUAAACACUUAAAAUCUGACAAACGGAAAUUUAAUUUGAAACAAACACUGUCUUUAUCUUCCUCUGUCACUAAAGUCACGAAGUUAGAUGUACCAGGUGUUGACAGAGUGGUGCAUAUGUCACAAGAUCAGUCAGGCAGACUCUGGGUCAGUGAUAGUCAAGGUAACCUUGUCCAAACAGAUCUACAGGGGAAUGUGAUACAGAGGAUAGAAACCAGUGGUGAAUUUGGUUACCACACAGUAACACAGGACGGGGAUCUGAUCUUUAUAGACUAUAAGAAGAAAGUCAUCAACAGGAUAACAAUGGAUAACAAUAUCACAGAAUUCAUUAAAAUAGGAGACUGGGAACCACUCGGCAUGCACUCCUCCCACAUCAAUGGGGACAUACUGGUGGGGAUGAUGAAGGGUGUAAAGGGUAAAGUCACCCGGUACAACAAGACAGGGACAGAACUACAGAACAUACAGAGGGAUAACGAAGGACAGGAACUGUACAGUACACCAAUCUACAUAACAGAAAACAUCAAUGGAGAUAUCUGUACUUCAGAGUUUGCUAAGGGAGUAGUGGUGGUGAAUAAAUCAGGACAAUACAGAUUCUCCUACACAGGUCAGGGGUCAGUGUUCCGUCCCUAUGGAAUCUGUACUGAUGUCCUCGGUCACAUACUGGUGUGUGACAGUUACAAUGUUCAUCUCCUUGAUCAGGAUGGUCAAUUCUUAUCUUUACUACUCACACAACAACAAGUAUCUAGUCCAGUUAGUGUGUGUGUGGAUGAUGAGAAUAACCUUUAUGUGGGAGCUCUCAAUGCCAAAAUUAUAAUGUACAAGUAUCUACAGUGA